Macrobrachium nipponense is the source of this 17914-nucleotide messenger RNA. RefSeq names its product protein diaphanous-like. Gene Ontology annotation, biological process: actin cytoskeleton organization; actin filament polymerization; actin nucleation. The coding region runs from base 1846 to 4629 and encodes 927 amino acids. The transcript is spliced from 6 exons. Lineage: Eukaryota; Metazoa; Arthropoda; Malacostraca; Decapoda; Palaemonidae. Gene Ontology annotation, molecular function: microtubule binding; small GTPase binding; actin binding. The record is from RefSeq and is a predicted model, not a curated record. Gene Ontology annotation, cellular component: actin filament.
UAUUUCCAGUCACUUACUUUUGGUUGGAGACAAGUCACAUAUCUUUGAUGUCACAUAUCUUUGAUGGACAAUACAUGUCAUUGAUUUGAAACAAUAGUAGUAUAGUAUAUGAUUCUCUAUCCUCAUUAUUCCCCACAACCUACAGCUUUCUAGGAUUUGCUGAUGACCUCUGUUAUUUCUUACUGAAAGGUAGUCUGACCCUUUUGGUGUGCUUCAUGUAGCCUUUCCUAUUGUUAUCAUGUUAAAGUUCAAUUUCCUUGGGGGAUCAUCAUUAGUGUUGGUUUUCUUUUAGUCCUUUAGGUAUCGUUUCUUGGAAAACUUGUUAUUCUAUAUAAAUAUAAAUGGGCAAUUUUUCAUUAAAGAUUCCAUUGUAUAAAGUUUAAUUUAGUUUCCAGGGUAAUAGACAUCAUUGAUUUAAGAAAAAUAUCUUUGGUGCAAAUUUUUUAGAAAGUUAAAACCUAAGGGGUCUUAUAAUUUUUUUUAUUGUACAUAUUAUAUUUAUUCUUUGCCAUAUAUUUUUGUUCCUUCUUUGUAAGACUGAGGAAAGGCUACCUUUUCUGAAGGGUUGAGAGAAUGGUACGCUUUACUCCUCUUGAUAGUGGGUGAUAUAUUUUAGUGGCCUUGUGAAUCACAGAAAUUUACAGAUAAGUGUUACCAGUAUGUACUUGUUGUAUGAAUCCGUAGACUUACUUUAGACCAUGGCUGUUAAGUGAAAUUGUAGUGCCUCCCUGAGCUGUAUCCUUCAAUGAUAUGCUGGUGUUAAGAGUUAUUAUGAAAUAAUGUAUAUGGCACAUUAGCAAAAUGACAUCAGUCCAUUUCUGUGGAUUGACAAAGCACAAAUAGUUGAUGUAUUGACACUUAAUUAUACUGUAGUAUGUGCAUGCACAGUUCAUCACAAAUUUUUCAUAUUGAAAGGAUAUAAAGCAUAAGAAUUGGUAAAUUAUAUUACAAUUUGCAGACAAUAAGCCCCUGAAUAAGAAGGAUUGGUUUAAAGCACUACCAUAUACAGUAUUUGAAGGCUUAGUGCAUUGUAGGUAGUGAUAUAGCAUUUUAUUAUAGUUGAUCUUGAGUUAUACCUUUCAAGAGUACCCAGUACCCAGUAUUUUAAAUAUGCCCUCAAAUUUCUUCAGAUUUUAAGUGUUACAUUUGAGAUUAAAAGAUAGAUUUUUCUUGAGGUUGGCUUUCAUGAUUUAAAUAGUUUCUACAUUCUUAAAGAGAACCAUUUUUGUGGUUAAAUAAAAUUAUUUUCAUUUUUCAAUGUAGAUAAGUUACUUUGGUGGACAUGUUAGAAUGUUGAAUACACUUUUUUCUUUUAUAUUAUUAAGGUUAUAGCUCCAUUUUCAAUUUCUUCCCCUAUUAUUAGUAAACAAUUGGCCCAUAUAGGUUUGUCACACAUGGCAAUGUGAGGUACGUGUUAGUGAUUUCACACCUUUAUGUGUGCAUAUUGUACGUUAUAGUUUUGCAUCUUAAAUGUGCAGAAACCAAUAUUUGCCUUUUUAUUUGUGUUAAAUGUGCUUCUUAUUCCUAAAUUUCCUUUUUGCUAUUGAGUCUUGGUAAAUGCACAUGUUUUUUUUUUAUACUUUAUUCUGCAUGUAAUGUAUAGUAGAUGGAACUUGUAGAGUAUUUUUACUAACUUUUUGUCUUUCUUUCUUUGCCUGCGAUGAUUAUUUUCAUAGUCCUCAGGAUGGUGGAAACAACAGUAAGCACUGGGACAGUGUUCAGUAUGAAGCCAUCAAGUGCCUGAAAGUCAUUUGCAAUAACAUUGUUGGUAUCAGAGAGUUCUUCCGUCAAUCUGAAGGUUUCACACUUCUGGCUCAAAGUCUUAAUCCUGCAAAACCUAAUAUCAUGCUAGAGGUACUAAGACUGCUUUGCAGUUUUUGCCUUCCAAUUUGGCAGCAGGAGGGUUUAGAUGGUCAUAGAGAAGUUUUAGAUGCUAUCACAAUAGUUGGUGAGCUGAAGAAGCAGGAGAGAUUUGCACCCAUAGUCAUGGGUCUUGGAAUGCAAGGGAAUGAUCCCAUGAGGCUGAGUUGCUUGUCAUUGGUUAAUGCCCUUAUCAAUUUUGUUCCGGAUGAUAACCUGGAUUUCAGAUUGCAUUUGAGAAAUGAGUUCAUGCGCAAUGGUUUGCAAGACCUACUUGAAAUAUUAAAAAAGAGUGAUCAUGUUGACUUACAAAAGCAGGUUGAGGUGUUUCAUAAAUCCCGUCUUGAAGAUUUUGAAGAUUGGCAGGAUCGAUUUUUCACACAUGUUGAUGAAAUGGAAGAUCUUGGGAGAUGUUUUGAAAUUGUUAGACAGCAAGUGCAAGACUCCUCCUGUGAAACUCCAUUUUUAUCAAUAUUGCAGCAUUUAGCAUUUAUAAGAGAUGAUGAAAAUGUAAGAGCUGCAUAUUUUAAAUUGAUUGAAGAGUGUGUAUCACAGAUUGUUUUACAUAAGAAUGGAUGUGAUCCUGACUUCCGUGCUACAAAGAGGUUUGAAAUCAAAGUUGAUCAACUUUUGGAUCAGUUCAAGGAAGAAACUCGUUACAAGAGUGAAAAAGUUGCCACGGAGUACCAGUUACAACUUCAGGAAGCAUUGACCACAAAUCAGAAGCUAGAAGCAGAGUUGUCAUUGGUGAAGAGUCGCCUUGAGGAAGCAGCGAAGGGCAUUGACCCAAAUAAAAAGGGUGGCUUACCAACAGUCCCAGGUUUAGAAAAAAUUGUAGGUGGACCACCACCUCCUCCUCCACCUCCAGGAAUGGGUGGUCCUCCACCUCCACCUCCACCUCCUGGGAUGGGAGGUCCCCCUCCACCACCACCCCCUCCAGGUAUGGGAGGUCCUCCUCCACCACCACCACCUCCUGGAAUGGGUGGACCACCUCCACCUCCACCACCUCCUGGUAUGGGUGGGCCACCACCUCCUCCACCUCCAGGUAUGGGUGGUCCUCCUCCUCCUCCAGGUAUGCCAAUGGUUAGAGGACCCCCUCCAGAUGUUCUUCCAUAUGGAAUGACCUUAAAGAAAACUAUGAAACCACCUGCUCAAACAAAACGUCUUCAGUGGAAUAAAUUGACACCAAGUAAGAUGAGUGAAAACAGCCUCUGGGUACAACUUAAUAAAAAGGAAGGGAAAAUUAAUCAUGUUGUUUUGAAAAACCUCAGCGAGCAGUUUGCAGUGAAACAGGUUAAGAAAACCAAUGUUGAACAAGUAGAAAAAGCAGCCAAGAAAGACAAAGAACUUCAAGUGCUUGACCAGAAAACUAAUCAGAAUCUUUCUAUUGCACUCCGUGGUCAGUUCAAGCACAUGAGCCUAGAAGACAUUCGUUUAGCUAUUUUACAGUGUGAUGAAAGUGUUCUUUGUGUAGAUUCCUCUGGAGCUAUAGAUUCAUCAACUCUACAUAAUCUCAUUACAGCUUUACCAGAUCAUGAAAUAAUUAAGAAGCUGGUUAAUCUAGAAGGUAAUGCAGAAGAACUAGCAGAAGGAGAACUUUUCUUACAUAAGAUUGGUAAGAUUAAGAAAUUGGUGCCUUUGCUGAAAAACAUGGCUUUCAAAACUGAAUACCCAUCCUUAAUUAAAGAAACAAGACUUGAUAUUGUAAAUAGUAAAGCUGCAUUAGAUGAACUUAUUAAUUCCAAAAAGUUUGAAAAAGUUCUCAUGUAUGUUCUUGAGUUUGGAAAUGUACUUAAUUCUGGCUCUAGAAAUGCUGAUACUAUUGGUUUUGAUAUUAGUUUCCUUCCUAAACUUGCAAACACAAAAGAUGCAAGUGGACAUACAUUGCUGCAUUAUUUAGCUGAAACUAUGUUGAAAGAGGAAGCAGACAAUGCUAAUUUUGAAGAUGGCUUGUUGCAUUUCUCGGAUGCAGAACGUGUAAAUAUUGACGGUGUCAAAGCAAAUAUUGCAAAAAUGAAAAAGGAAAUCAAGAAUAUAGGCAGUGAUCUGCAGAGGCACACCAAGCAGGAUCCAGAAGAUAGGUUUAAGGAAAAGUUUGAAGAGUUUCAUAGAGCUGCUGAAGAGGAUGUAGCACUUCUGGAAGCUGAGUUUGAUAUUAUGGUUCAAAAGUAUACCAGGGUGUCUGAACUAUUUACCUUUGAAGUUAGUAAAUAUCCCCAGGAAGACUUCUUCAGGGAUAUUAAUGAAUUUAUAGCAUUAUACAAAAAAGCCAAAGAACAAAUAAUUAAGGAAGAAGAGAAGCGCCAGCGAGACAUUGAAGCACGAGAACGGGCUGAACGAGAUAAAGCUGAGAGGGCUGAAAGGGAUACCAGACAGCGUGCACUUCAUGAUGUCACUAAUGAUCAGAGCAAUACUGAGGUCAUGGAUCAGCUGGUGCAACUAAUAAACACGGGUCAAGCCUUUGAUGUGAUGGGUGCAGGCCGUAGAAGACGGCCUGGUAAGACAACAGCCGAGAGAAGAGCCCAAUUGAAUCGGAGUCGUUCGCGUACAGGUUUAACCGCACAGUCGCCAACUAGUAACAAAGAUAUUAAGCUCACUGACACUAUUGAGAUUGAUGUUGAGAAUCAGCCUGCCAGAUCUUCCCGUCCACGCACCCGUCGUCCUGGACUUCCAACGGGAUUAGAAUCUAGAGAAAGAAAUGUCAACCAGCAGAAUGAAAAUGGGGGUGACGUAUCAGAUAAUUUGUUGCAAAGGUUGCGUGAACUGUAAGGCUUAUAGUGGUCUGAGUGGGUGAAAUUGGACUGCCAUCAAAAAUAAAAUGGUUAUUUUACCAUAAGUUGUUUUUAAGUGUAAAUAGUGAUAUUUGUAAGAUAAUAAAAGUGGCCAAUCAUGUUAUUUAUUUUAAAAAAUAAAAAAGGUUGAUAUAUUUUAUUAUUCAGGCACCAAGAAUUAGGUAAGCAGUCAUGUUUCAGAAUACGUGUAGCUUAGAUUCUUUCUUAUCCCUGUGAUGGAUAUUUCCCAUGAUAAUGAAGCAUUUUAAGUUAACAUAUAUCUAUUUUCAUUGCUGUAUCAUGUAAGUUCUCUGGCAAUAUGAAAAGGAUUUUGUCCUUGUGAUUCUUCUUAUUUCAGGGGCUUUUGUAUUUCACAGGCUUAUUGAAUCUUUUAUUUAGUACAUUGGUUUUAUAGAUUUGGUCACUGAAAAUGCCCAUUUAACUGUCCAGAGGUUAUGUUGUUUUAGACUGUCCUUUUAGCAUCUCAAGUAAUUGGUUUUAUUAUGUAAGGUUUUUGUUCAUCUGUAAUUGAAACUUUGAGCACAUUGAAAAAUAUGCCAAUUAAAGAUUACUGAACAUCCUUAUGAUUAAGGAGGCCUACCAGUCUUCGAAGGUAUUGUUCUUCUACUUAGCCAGAGAACUUAUUGUGAGGAAUAUUGCUCUUCAUUUCCCAACUAAUUCCUUUUGAAGUGUGCAUUUAAACUUAUCCUUUAUCAUCAUUAAUUAAUUGUCUUUUCUGUAUGCGGCUAGUAUCUUUUUUAUUUUUUUAUUCUGAAUUACUCAAUACCCACUUAAUUGCACAUGUAUCUAUAAGGGGCAAAAAAAUGAUAGAUAUUGGUACAAAUAAUAUUGCUUAACCCUGAUGCUUUUGUGACAGACUUUUGCUUCUUUUAGUAUACAGUUUGUCAUUGAAAUCCAAAAACUUAGCAUCUUGCUAGUGUUCUAUAUGGUGCUGUAGAGUAACAUUAGUAUAUGUAUGAGGAUAAGAGUUUGCUAUUGAACUGAAUUAACCUGGAGAAUGUGAAAGAAUUCAACCAGUUGUUUUACAUAAAACUGAAAAGGAAAGUAAGAGAAUAGUUGGCCAGAUCCUUGAGGAUAAGGAAUAAAUGGACAAAAUCCCCGGGGGAAUUUUUACAGAUCAUUUCUUUGGUUCAAUAACUGCAAACUUAGCAUUGUCAGACUUGUGAUGCACUCAUUGUAGUGAUUAAUGCUGCCAUAGUAGAGCAGAGCAGCUCUUUUGAUUCAAAUAGAUUUUUAUAUUCAGAAAGGGCAAAUCUUUAUUAUCCUGAUUCUUGAAAAGUAAGUCUCUGCAGAAUGAAUAUCGAUACCGACAAAAAUAAACAGAAGAAAAUUAUACGUACAGUAAAUAAAUAUACAUAUAACGUAAAUAUAACUAUAUAUUUUUUUUUUAACUCUUCUGCAGCCUCAGUAGUAAUAGUUUGGUCAUCAGAGUUAAUUUGCUCAGUGUUAAGAAUACAGUGGACCCCCCCCCCCCACUAAUUUGCAGGGGAUGCGUACCAGAGUCCCCGCGAAUAGUUAGAAUCCGCAAAUACCGAGACCCCCUAUGAAAACCCUUGAAAGUAUCUAUUUUGUUCGUUCAAACUCAAGAAAAACCCACUGAAAAUGUUUAUAGUACCUUGUCUUUUUAAUAGUGGGUCCACUGUAUUGCAGAUAUAACUAACAAACCUGGAAAGAUUACAUUUGAAGCCUGGCCAAAUUUUAUUUGCCUUUUUGUAAUAAAGGACCUAACCUUUUCUGUAGGAUUGGAUAAUUCUUGUUAUAUGAAGUAAAGACUUUAGUAUACUGUACUUGAUAUUGCUGAUGUGUAAAGGGAAGCUUGUUGUCAUAUUUUUACUGCAGUAAACUAGGAAAUCUUCAUUCUUCAUAAAUAAUCUUAGUGCAAAUUGUAUUUGGUAAAUUAUUACUUUCUUUUUAUUUCUAACUGCAUACAUUUCACUUGGAACUUAUUUGCUCCAGUUUCCAUAUCAUCCCUUGUUUCGUACCAUACUUUAACAUUGCAAACGUAAUUAAAUUCAGUCAUAUAUUUUAGUGGCACUUAGCAUCUGCAAUUCCUUAUAUUUAAGUGCACUGAGGUCUAUACAUUUGUUGUCUCCAUUUGGUACGUCAGUGUGUCCACAAAAAACUAAUGGUUCCUUUCUAUUCAUCCCAAGGUGGAAAGGCUGCUAAAACUGUUUUGAUUGGGAAAAUUUAUCAAGUUUUGCCACUUAUAUAUGUAUUUUAUGUGAGGAUAAAGGACUGUGAACAUUGUUGUGCCACUACUUCUUUUAAUAAUCAUGAGAAUGUAGGGAAUAACUUCCAAGAAAUUUCACCAAGGCAAAAAUUUUUUUUUUUAUAAAGAGAAUUAGGAGAAUGUCAUUGCUUUAACUAUUUUGUUAAAAGUUGUACAAUUUGGGGAACAUUACCACUUGCCUCAUUAUGACCAAAUAUCUGCAGCCUUGAAAGUCUUCCCAAAAACAUGCCUUGGAAAUGACACACCCUCAAUGCUAAACACAUGCAUAAGUUUACUUCCAGUUUUAAACCAAUGCCUAAGUUAUAAUGAACUGCUGUCCUGAAAUUGCUGAAUGUCUGUGAUAGAUGAUAGGAAAGACAUUAUUUCAAAUGUUCCCAUAUAUCAAACAUGAAUUGGAAGAUUAUCAUCAAAAUUUAUGAUUGAAAUGUGUAAUAUUGUGUUCUAUAUAGAUAGCUGUUCAUUAGAACUUUACAGGUUUAAUACUGAAUGUAUACUUAUGCAUGGGUUUAACACUGAGGGGCAUGUAAUUUCCAUAAAGGGGGUUUGAAACGGAGUCCCAAUUUAGGGAUACGUACUAUGUAAUGUCCUGAGCUACCUUCAUUCUGCUACAUAUGUAGGGGCCAUUGGUUAGAGAUGGACCCUCAACUGGACAACAUCAAGUCUAAUCAUGGAAUUUAUUACACAUUAUGGAUAGGUUACUGUUGUUACACAAAAAUUAUGGAACACAUUACACUUACAUUCACAUGAAUGAUUUUAUAGUAUAAUAGCACUACAUUGAAUAUUUGCUUAUAGGUAGUAUUGCUGUUUGAUGUCAAGAAUCUUGUAAAAUGAGUAAUUAUUAGAUCAUUAUUGCAGUGUUUUGUUAGUUAGCUCUUGAAUCCUUUCAUUUUUCACUGACACAAUUAUGUAGGCCAGUUUUUUUAAAAUUUGUCUCAAAUGUAACUUAAAUUAUUUAUUCAUUAUUGAUAUCCAGGAUGUCUUCAGUUUUUCUGUUUCAUCUUAUGGAUAUUUUCCUCCAAUAGAAUUUCCUAGACAACUAAUACAAUUUUACCAUCUUAGAAAUCGUCACUAAUUUGAGAAAAUAUCUUUUCGAUAAAUAUUUAAAGAAUAAAGAUGCUUACCAUUGGGAAUCUCAGAUGAUAUUUGAAAAAAAGGAUUAACCCCACUUUUUGUUAAGUUGGCUGAACAGGAUGCUUGUGCUAGAUCAGCACUUGCGGACAUUUGCUCUCUAUCCAAGGUCUUGAAUUGUUUUUGGGUUUUUCCAUAAUUUACAUAUUUACUUUGUCAGUGAACACAGUGACUUAAGUUAAAUUUUAUAUACUCUUACAUCUUACAUAAAAAUUUAUAUGUAUACCAAUGUGCUCAAUGUUUUUUUAGUUACAUAUAUAAAAUUACUAUGCAGACUUUUCAGAUCGUAAGAAUUUAUAUAAAUGUGCUUAGUUAUGUGAUUAUGUAUAUAUUUAUAUAAUUAUAAGAACCAUAAUCAGUUAACAGGAAGUAGAAAAAAAAUAAACAGUACCAAGUAUAUUGUGUAAACAAGCAGAAAACAAAGAACUGUUGAGCUGCAAAGGCUACUGAAUCAAAGCACCUCUUUAGAAUUUUUAUUUCGUAAUUAAUUAAAAAGACUGCUGUAAACUUGAUCACAAGAAACAGCAGGAUUUGCUGAAAGAUAAACAUCAGUUAUAGAAUGAAAAACAAAUAGCAGAAAUGGUAUUAAAAUGAUAACUGUAGGAGGUAUAUUUUGACUGGAAAAUUUCUACUGUAUAGGAAUGUAUCAGAUUAACUAGAUUAGUACAAAAAAAAUUAUGUGUGAGUAUUAUUUUAAAUUUCUUAUUCUAAAAUUUCCAGAGCCCUGUCUCCCAAAGUUUAUAUUUUUAUCUUUGUGUCUAAUGGCCCUUCCGUAUCAUUUGAGACAAUUACUUUUAGUAAAUUUAUUACUAAAAGGCGUUGUUUGUUUUCUAUUAAAUAUUUUUAUUAUUUAGAUUUUGUAUUUGUUGUGAUUAAUGAGUUUGUUAAUAUUUGUCUGUGCCUCCAUAAAAUUUCUCUCUGUAUUAAGUAGAUUCUCCAAUAUCUAUAUUGUUAGACAGACAUACAUGCAUAUCAGCAGUUUACUGAAAAGGCAUAAAAAGUGCCACUGAAUGUUUAGAAAUUAUGAAGUGGAGAUAAAUUACAACAAAUGUGUAGUUUAGUAAGAUGCUUGUUUCUUUGGUGCCAAACUUUAUUAUCUACAUCUUUCUUCACUCUCUUUGAUCUAAUAAUAUUGUUAUCUAAUGUCUGAAGCUGUAUUAAGAACCUUUUCCAGUUUUAGGUGUUUUUUUUUUCUUUGUGUCAUGUUUCUGUUAUUUUAUUUCAGUAUAUCAAUUUUAUGUGCUUGAGAUGAUACACUUAAAACAAUUUUAUAAAGGAUUUCAAUUUUACAUUUAUAUUUUUUUGCUUAUUAAAGUAACGAGGAUGAUUUCACUCAUUGCCAGAUUUAAGAGUUCCUUUUUUUUAUAUAUAGUACAAGAUAAUGCAGACCUUUAAUCAAGGUCUUAAACUUUUCUGAUAUUGACAUCAUAGCUUCUGGUCAGUUGCUGUUAUGGGUUUCAGCAUUGUGUUAUUUAUGAUAUAUUUAUAUUAAUCUUCUGUUGUUUGGUAAGGAAUCCUCUGGUGUGAAUUGCAUUAUCAGUAAUGGAUACCAAGUUUGGUGUAACCAACCUGAAGAGUAUUUUUGAAGGUUUCUUUACAAUUCUUACUUUUUAGCAAAACAAAAAUUAGACUUGGAGGUAAAGUUGUUGCAUUACUAUUAAUUAAUCACCAUAGUUUCAAAGAGAAGUGGUGAUUAAAUUUUAAGAGUAAAAGAUUUUUUCUUUUUAAUAGAUUGAAUAUCACUGAUGCUGCUCAUAUUGAAAUGUUCUUGGGUCUUUCAGAAGUACUAUGAAUACCCAUUUGAAAGAACAGAACUAAAAUUGUCCUUAAAUUUCUAAAGAAUAUAGAAAAUAGGCCAAUUGUGUUCUUUAAGGAUUUUUUUUUCAUUUUUAUUUUGCUUCUGUUAUUUUUACCUCCAUAUUAAGUAGUCUUGCUAAUGUCUUAUAAAAAUGAAAGUUAUAUGAGCUCUAGUGUCAGUUCACCUUUGUUUUAAGUGCACAUGUCUUAGAUACUUGUUGCAACUAUGCACAGUAUAGAGUUACCUCCUCUGAAAAGUUUUAAUUAUACAUGUAGUCAUGUUAAGUUAUUUCUUGUGUCAUGGAGUUGAUAAUUGGAAGUUUUAUUUUAACAUUCUUUAGAAUGGUGGGCAUUUGAAAUUUGGUAAAUUUGGGCAAGUUUUAAGUAUAAUGAUUAAACUUAAAGCACUCCUGAAUUGUAUUUAUCAGUACUAUAUGUAUUUUGUGAGAAUUUACUGCCAUUUCUUAUGGUUAGUUUGAUCAUUUUUUUUGUGUUUUUAGAGAUUAACAGUUCACAGAAAAGGAAUAACUAUAGAUUAGCUUUUAAGACAUAAAUAUGGAACAGUACUGAAGUAGGUGAAUUUUCAUGAAAUCAUGCUUUCAUGGAUAUUGUUUUACAUACAGAGAACCUUUCAUUAGAAUUACAACUCAUACAACGAAAAUCUCUAGUACAAAGCCAUGGUUUUGAAAUGGUUAUAACAAUUUGCUUGUCAGGAUGCACUUUUUCUUUAAUCAUACCAAUAGUUAUAUAUUAUUUUUGUGAUGUUUUGAUAAAAGAACUUUUUGUCUAGAAAACUUUUUCGUUAUUCACAACAGAGAAUUUGUUUAAAGAUCAUAUUGUUGACAUUAUGUUGAAAUUUUAGGUAAUUCAUGUUGGAGCUUAGAUCAUGAUACUACGGUUUAUAUUCUGUAUGUCUCAUUCAGAAUUUCUAAAAUUUAUUUUUUUUUCUAAUGGGAAGGCUAAUUCAUUCCAUACAUCAUAGAAAUGAUAAAAGAUGGUUUAUUCCCAGUGUGAUGAGGUCAAUAUAUGUGACUUCAAUUUUAAAUUUAACUGAAUGAGGGUAGAACAUUGAUGGAAAAUUGGUAGGUCAUCACCAUAUAAAUGCUGUAAGCAGUUAUUUUUUUGUAAGACAUACAUAUUGGCUUUUACAUUGCCCUGUCCUUUUGAUAUCAGUAGUAGUUUUUUUUUUUUUUAUGCAGUAAGGUAAACAUUAAUUCAUAGGUUCUCCGUGUAGUACUGUGUUAUAGUUGCAUACAGUAGGAAAGAAUAUGGGCAUCUUUCUUGCACUGAUGUUCUAAUUUCUAUACUAUACAGUACUUUGGUAUAUAUUCCUUGAUAAAGUAGUAUAGUCCUCAUUUGGUAGUUACUUAACAGAGACAAUUGUAGCUUAGACAGUGAGUUGUUUUUAAGAUUGCUAGAGAUCUGUUUCUAGUUCACGUGAACUGCAACAUUUGUGUGUUUUAAUGUACGUUUUCUUUACCAUAGUAUAUGAAGUUUGGCUUAUUGAGCUUUACUUACACUGUAUUUUCCAUGCUGUGAUAUCUUUUGAGGUGCAUUCAGAGAUGUUGUUCCAUAGCUCUUACUUGUGUUCAAAAAUAGAUCCACAUGUAUUAGUGGUGCUCUUCACUACCAUAUAUGUAUCUUAACACUGCCCAAGAUAGCAUUAUGGGUAGUCUUAUUGUAUGAGUUCAUGUAAUAAGCAUCUGUGUGAAAUCAUUCAUUAUAGACAAAAUAUUUUUUUUUUAUUUAUGGCUUACAUUCUUCAUAGGAAACUCUUACUGAUGCUAUCUGUCAGGUGGAUGGCAAUGUUAGUUAAUUAAAUUUUGCAAAUUAGCAUAUAAAUAUGCUAAUUAUAAAUAUGCAUUUGCUAAAAUGUUUGUUGUUAUUUUGUAGUGAAAACGGCUUUAAAAGUUACGAGUCCUGACAAAAAUGGAAAGAACAAAACUUUUUGUAUCAUUACAUCAGAUGUGUUUUGUAAAAUCAGCUACAGUCAUAGCAACGUUUGUAGGUUUUGAAAAUUUUGACCCAAGCUUGCAUAAAUAUAAUUCUUGCCGUUAAAUCUUUGACAUUUUUAUGUUACAGUUUGAUGGAAGUUAUAUAUCAUGAUAGUUGGAAAGGCUACUGCUUUUAAUUCAUAUUACCCCUAUAAAGAAUACAGUAAUUGUGAUAUUUUUAUAGUUUUUUUUCCUUUUAUAUUGCUUAAAAAUCCUAGAAUUUGUAAUUAAAAUUUUUUUGGUGAAUUUAAUAUAAGGAAGCUAACCUAUAAUGAAGUUAAGUAUAUCUGAAACAUUAACGUUUUAGAAGGGUGAAAAAUGCAUUGAUUUUAAGCAGUUUUUCACAUUUCUGACCUCUCAACUUUUUUUGUCAGAGAUAGACCCAGAAUAUGGCACACACCAUACAGAAGCAAUUGCUAUGUUGUGAGAAACCUAUUUCAGUAGAAUGCAAAUUGUAAAAUAUAGCAAGCUUUUAAAGACUUAGUAAGAUUCUCUAUCUUUUUAUAUUCAUCUUAUAGGGACAUUCCAAUUAGGUAGCUGGGAUAAUUUAGUUUCAACAAAAUGCUAACUGUAUUGCAAGCAGGAAAUGAAUUGUCUGUUUACACUAUUUAAUUCAACAACAGAGGUCCUACGUUAUUACUUUUGUCAUAUUUUUAUCAAGUCUCAUCCAAAAAUUAGUCUUAAUAUGAUUUGGCUAUUAUUUAUACAGUUUAAUGCUAUUAAGUAAAACUUUUUCAGUAUUUUUAGUCAUUUAAAUAGUCUCCCAUUUUUGCUUUUAUGAUUUUAUGUGUUACCAUAGUGAAACUGGAUAAAUAAUGUAGUUUGAAAUAUUCCACUAUUUUUUUUGUCCUGUAUGUAUACAGUUUUACAAGACUGCAUUCAGAUGCAAUGGUUAUUCAUACAAUGUGACUUGGUAAUUUAAGAAUGUGGUGUGAACAAUAACACUUCAAUCCAUGUUGACUUGAAUUUGCAUGGAAUCCCAUUUAACCCCUUGUUGAUUAAUUUACUAUAUAUUUGUAUAAGCUGAAUGAUAAGCAUUUCUUUUGGCAGUGCAUAUUACAGAAACAUGGCAUUACUCUUCUAGAAAAUAUUUUUCAAAAAUCUUUAAUGAAGAAAAUAUGAUCGAGUUCCUAAGUACUUCAUUAUCAAAUAUUGUUUCAGAUGCACUUGACUUGCCAUUGAAAGCUAGUAAAUAUAAUGUGUUUAUAAAUUCUAUGAUUGAAAUUGGUAUUCUUUAUGGCUUGUUUUCUAAGUUCUUCCAACUUUAUCAUUUAACAGUCCCACAAAGACUGUGUUAAUGCUGUUUUUGAGUGUGGGUUAAGAAACCAAAGACUGGGUUUAGAACAUCUCUGCCUGCCAUUGUCUCUUAAGUAAGAAUAGCUGAUGAUAAGGUAAGCAGCCAUAUUUAUUUUCUUGCUUACAUUGAAAGUACUGUUUUAAGUAGUAGAUGUUCUUGAGAAAAAUACUAUUAAGUGGCUCAUGAAACCAUAGUUUACUUUGUUUUAUCAUACAGCCACCUUUUCCAGAUGCAUUAAUAUAUAUUUAUUGUAAAAUUGUUACCCGUAUUUUUGUACAUUGUGGAUUAAAGCUUGCUGUCUAAAAGCGCAAUUCCUGAAGCAGUCAUUCCUAAGUGUCCAGUAUACCCAUUUCACCAUUAAUAAAUAUCAAUUUGUGCUGCAUUUCUUUAUCUCUCUAUUUGUAAAAUCCAACUUGUUCACGAUUUGAUUGUGAUGCCAUAAAGUUUGCGCAUUGUUUCCUCAAAUGUACCCAUAACAAGCUACCGUUACUAUUGAGGGAAUACCAUUCACAUUUUAAUGUUAAUGUUUUGCUUUUUUGUGAAAUCUUAAAAUAGAUAUUUAGAUUAUUUUGAAGUAUAUGUUUAGAUUAAUUAUAAUUAAAGUAGAAUGCAAGAUUAGACUAAAAAAAUAUUUGUUUAAAAAAAAAAAAAAAAAAAAAGUCCUGAGAGGAAAGUUCAGACAAUAAACAGUAGUUUUGGAUUUGUACUUGACCUGUCUGGAAUUAGCUUGUCAACAUCUGUCAUUGAUAGCAAUCCGUACAUAUAUUUUGGUAGGAAUGGGAACCAUGGUUUUUGUGUUAACCACUUCCAUUCCAUUCCUGCCUAUUUGUAAAAGAAUUGGGUGAUACCAGUUUUGCAUUUUAUAGGUGUUUUUAGAUACAGGAUGGUGAAAUAUGAAGUAGAAAAAAAAAAGUACUGCAAUCAGUGGUCUAAAAAUUUUUUUAUCACAUACAAUAUUUACUGUAGUAAAGCAUUGCAAGUUUGACAAAGUAAGUUAAGAUGGUUUUUACAGCUGUAUUUAGUAGGGUUUUCUGGAAAGAAUUAGAAAUAAAAAUCUGAAUAUCUAUUUUUAUAUGCCAAAAUUAUAAAUUUCAUAUAAUGGUCACCCUUUGAUAUUGUGCCUAAGGUUUAUUCUUGUAUUGGUAAUUUAAGGGUUUUUGAGAAGUACCUGUAGUUUCCUUAAAACAGUUUUGACUAUCACACAAGUAUUAGUUUGACGAAUGUUAUCUGUUAUAGAAUUUAUUUUCCUUGAGGAAUGCUAUUUGUAUUUUAAAAUUUAUUUUGAUUUCCCUAACAUAAUACUGGGAUAUUUUCCUUUCUUAAGAGUUGCAUGUAAUACAAUACUGGCACAUUUUCAUCUCUUAUGACUUACUUGUAAUACUGGCAUAUUUCCAUAUUUAUCAAGUUGCUGGUUAUUGUUGCUUAAACAUUUAUUAUAAGCUCAAGUUCAAAAUAUCUAGGGAGAGUUGUUGCCAGUUAUAGCAAUAGAAUACACAGAUCCUUCUUUGUCAUAAAUUUUUUAUACCUUAAAUUUUUCCUGUUUGAUUGGUAUGAAUUUCCAUUACUGGAUGAUUAUUUGUCAUCCUUUUAUGGACUUUAGUAUGACUCAAAUAUUUUAAGGGCAACUGAUGUAGUUACGAUGAAUCUCUCCCAAUAAAACUCUGCAGUAUAGUUACACAUGUGACUCAUAAUAGUAAUAAUAAUUAUCAGCUGAUAUUCUACAAAGAAGCUAAAUUGGUUGAAGGUUAGUGUUGGACAUCAUUUUCCACUUUUAUUUCAUAUGUAUACUUGGAUUAGGAUUAAUUUUGGACUUAAUCCUUUUUAAAAAAAUAUUACAAUCUUCACUCAUGAUUUUACUCAUUUCAGUACGUACUAUCUCGAUAAAACAGUUUUCUUACUAAGGAAUUUUGUUUGAUUUCAGAGUUUCAUUUUCAAAGAAACUAAAAUGAAAGUAGCAUUUGAUCUCAAUUUGACAGGUAGGUUACUUGUGAUUCUCAUUGCAGUGAAAAUCUCCACAUCUAAGCACAAUGUUUUGAGUACAAACAAUUCUUAUUGUUUAUGGAGUUAAUUAAAAAAAUAUAAAUAAUUAUCUGAAGAAUAGUUGAGAUUAUAAAUAUUUUUCAAAAGUUAUUGUACUUUAUUAUCAACAAUUUUAAAUUGCUCAUAUUAGAUACGUGGUAUAUUUUCUCAGGUUUUAUUAGAUAAAUACAGUAUAUAAUUGACUUUGAUAUCUUAAAAUUUUACAAGAAAUACUUGUAUAUUUUUAACCUUAAAGUAAUAGUUUUUUAAAACCAACAUUUUACUAUAGAUCCAGAGGCAAAACAAAUAUUCUUAUGCAAAACCUUGUCAUUUUACAAAAUAUUCAUGUAAAUGUUCUAAUAUUUUUUACUGGAAUGGAUGGGUGGCAAUUCAUUUGAUGAUUCAAUACGUAUAUGUAUUUUGCAAGUCAGGAUUUUGAUUUAAAGUUUUGAAAAUUUGUCAGUUGAAAAGCAAGAUUCUCUCAGUAGUUACUGCUCAUACUUAAUAUUCAGCUUGAUAUUUUUCACUUUAAUUAGUGUGGGGAUAAAGUAGUUACUGCUCAUACUUAAUAUUCAGCUUGAUAUUUUUCACUUUAAUUAGUGUGGGGAUAAAUUAGACCUUAAAGUAAUUCUAUUUUUCAUUGGGAUGGUACGUAGUAGUAAUGUAAAUUCCACUCACUGGAUGCUUAUUUCUCCGAUAUUUCCUGUGGUUUUGGUUUAUCUAGAAAUUUAACAACUUAUGUAUCCUUCAGAUAUCUACAACAGUAAAGAGCCACCUCCUAGCAAUUUUUAUAUUUGACACUACACCAGAUAUUGAGUUAAUAAAGAUGCAAACACAAAAUACCAGCAUAAAAUUACAAAUUAACGUGGACUCAGCAUCAUUAGUUUCUUUUACGUAAUUUCUUAUGUUGUGGGCUCAGCAUCAUUACUUAGCAGUAUACAGCUGUAGUUUUGCUCUAGAGGUUUUAUGGAAAAAUUUGCUUUGUUUCGAGUUCACUCCAAUGAAAAGACUAAUCUAAAACUUUAAGCAGAAUAGUUUGUAUGCCACAAUGUUAAAAUACAUCAUGUACAACAAAACUAGCAAAGGAGCGAUAUGAAAUUCUAGUUAAUUUUGUGGUAAGCUGAUAUGGAAGUUGUACUUGUGGACAAAUUAUUAGAGAGAGGUACUAAGAAAUCUACCUGCUUGUCAUAGUGCUCACUAAGGAGAACACAGUUACCUGAAAAUUUUUAUGUAUACAGUACCUGUAUAUGAAAGUCCCCAAUAUUUAUAAAAUAAUGAAAUCAUGAGACAUAAAUAAGUGAUGUGCCCAAGUCUACCCACUAGGAACAGACUUCAGACCCAUGACUUGAAGGUCGGGGUGCAGAAUGGAAUUAUACAGUUUAGGCCAAGCACUGGGGCCUAUGAGGUCAUUCAGCACUGGUGAGGAAACCGAGAGUUAGAAGGCUUGAAAGGAGCAACAGGAAGAGAACCUCGCAGUUGCACUAUGAAAUAAUUCUUAGGAGAGGGCGGAUAGUGAGAUGGAAGAAAGAGAAUAUGAAUUAAGGUACAGGUAAAGGAAUGAAGGGGGUUGCAGCUUUGGGCCAAAGGGAUGCUGCAAAGAACCUUUAGUAAUGCCUACAGUGCACUAAAUGAGGUGCACUGAUGGCACUACUUCCCCAUCAGGGGGUCAGGGUGCAGAGGAUGGCACAAUCCAAGGCUUGAAAACAGUGUAUAUGUAGUCACCAUCUAGCAUAAGUAAAUGUGUGGCAUAUGUGGUAACUCGGCAGCCACAAACUCUGCACAUUUUCCCCAUUAUUUAUUGGAAAAUACAACAAAAUUUUAAAUGGAAUAAAUUUAGACAUUUUCUUUUUUACUAGUAUUAUGACUGUCUUGUAAAAAUGUAAUUUAUCACUUACAUAAAUUUUACAAAGAUUUUAGAUAGGUUACUGGAAGAGAUUAUGCUAAUAGCUCCCUCAAGGUCAAUAUAUAAUAUUUUAUUCCCCCCUGGGUGUUUGAUUAAGUAAAAUUUAUAGCUCUUUGAUGCAGGGUAUUAGAGUGGGUUUUAGUAUUAAGAUUGUUACCUUAUACAAUUCUUGUCAGGUUUGCUUCAAGUCAUUUCAUAUAGUAAUAUCAAGUUGUGAUAGUGAAGCUCUUAAUGCUUGACCUAAUUUUAUUCCUUUGCAUAAAAGUUAUCUCUUGAUGGAAAAUGAGCAUUCAUUUGUUUAAUAUCAGCUAAAGGUGAAAUCUGUAUGAAUGAAAAUGUGAAUCAGUAUUACAAGUCUAAAUUCUGAAAUAAAUCCUAAUGAGCAGGUAACAUUAUUUUUUCACAGAUCAUAAUUAGAUAACUUUUUUUUAGCAGCACUUUGUGUAAAGAAUUGUGUACUUUGUAUACUAUUUGGUAGCAUUACCAGUUCUGAAUUUUUUAAUGGGAGUCUUUUGGAUAUCUUUUCAUGUGUCUUUUGAAUUUACUUCUGAAAGUAAUUGUAAUUAACUGUGGAGCAUUAUAUUACUUGUUUAAUUAGUUCUGAGUGUUUUCGUCAUUGUUAUCCUGGUACUACUGAGUGAUAUUCUCUUUUCUCUUGAAAAGAAGUACAACAUAAUUGAAGUACCAUCACAGGUUUCAAUUGGUGUAUGAUAGUUAAAACAGUCACUAGGAAUUGUUUACUGCAGCCCUUUAAGUGAUGCAAUAACUGCCCAAGAUAAUAUUAAACAUGAAAAUUUUGUACAUAGUUUUUUAGAAACUGUUAAAUUUUUUAAGAAGUUAAUAAUUUGACAAAUUUUACUAUUAUUAACCAGAAAUAAAUUCUCUGUAGUAAAA